CAUAGACGGGAAAAACCGCAUAAAGAGUAGAAAGCGAACGUGCUCUUCCGCAGAUAGCGGCAAGUUGUGUUGCAGUGUGCCGGUCGUCAAUUUGGAUUUUUGUCCUUCCUGCGCAAAGUACGAGAGAUGGCACUUCCCAAGCUGACCCACCCCGCUCCGGACUUCAGCGGUACCGCAGUCGUCGGCGGACAAUUCAAGGACAUCAAGCUCUCAGACUACAAGGGAAAAUACCUGGUUCUCUUCUUCUAUCCCCUUGACUUCACCUUUGUGUGUCCCACGGAGAUCAUUGCCUUCAGCGACCAUGUGGAGGAGUUUAGGAAGAUCAACUGCGAAGUGGUGGCGUGCUCGACGGAUAGUCACUUCUGCCAUCUUGCCUGGAUCAACACUUCCAGGAAAGAGGGCGGUCUGGGCAACAUGAACAUCCCUCUCCUUGCUGACAAGACCUGCAAGAUUUCCCGGGACUAUGGUGUCCUUAAGGAAGACGAGGGCAUCCCCUUCCGGGGCCUGUUCAUCAUCGAUGACAAGGGCAGGCUGCGCCAGAUGACCAUCAAUGAUUUGCCCGUCGGACGUUCGGUUGACGAGACUCUGCGGCUCGUCCAGGCCUUCCAGUACACGGACAAGCACGGCGAAGUCUGCCCUGCCAACUGGAAGCCUGGGGGUGACACCAUGAAGCCCGACCCCAAGGGAAGCAAGGACUACUUCUCCAAGCACUAGCAUGCACCCCAAGAAUCUCACCAAACAGCAGUACAGCCAAAGGACACUUCGCUUCAGAAUGGAGACUCCCUACUCCUCUUACUUUCAUGUUGCCGUGCAUGCAACCUCGCCUGGUUUUCCAGUACAUGUUGUAUUGUUUUGUGAAGUGUUGUAAAGCUCCACUGUGUUAAAAUAAACUUGUUUUGUGUA
This is a messenger RNA of Ixodes scapularis (black-legged tick), 903 nucleotides long. Its product is annotated as peroxiredoxin 1. NCBI's taxonomy places the organism in Eukaryota, Metazoa, Arthropoda, Arachnida, Ixodida, Ixodidae. Gene Ontology annotation, biological process: cellular response to stress; hydrogen peroxide catabolic process; cell redox homeostasis. The record is from RefSeq and is a predicted model, not a curated record. Gene Ontology annotation, molecular function: thioredoxin peroxidase activity. The transcript is spliced from 6 exons. The coding region runs from base 127 to 714 and encodes 195 amino acids. Gene Ontology annotation, cellular component: cytosol.